Oncorhynchus kisutch (coho salmon) is the source of this 1970-nucleotide messenger RNA. It is a transcript of the gene mocs3, whose product is annotated as molybdenum cofactor synthesis 3. The coding region runs from base 107 to 1483 and encodes 458 amino acids. Gene Ontology annotation, molecular function: adenylyltransferase activity; URM1 activating enzyme activity; thiosulfate-cyanide sulfurtransferase activity. Gene Ontology annotation, biological process: protein urmylation; tRNA wobble position uridine thiolation. The transcript is spliced from 13 exons. The record is from RefSeq and is a predicted model, not a curated record. Gene Ontology annotation, cellular component: cytosol; cytoplasm. NCBI's taxonomy places the organism in Eukaryota, Metazoa, Chordata, Actinopteri, Salmoniformes, Salmonidae.
AGGAAGUACCGAGUGCUACAAAUCACCACAAACAUCACUGAAACUGUAACAGCCAGCAACGUUGUGACAGUUUCCUGUCGCACGUGUUUUCUAUCGUAUUGUAACAAUGGCGGAAGAGGUUUCCUGCUUGAAGGCACGGCUUAUGGAGAAAGAAAAAGAGAUAGUUGCAUUGAAGAAUAAACUGACAUUAGAAAAGAACAGUUUGAUAGAUCUGCAGCUGCAGGAGAAAGUGACAACACUUCCACCUCUGAAACUCAAGGCAGCCUUGUCCAAUGAAGACAUCAUGCGCUACAGCAGACAGCUUAUACUGCCAGAGUUUGGUGUACAAGGUCAGCUAAACCUCUCCCAGACAUCAGUGCUGGUUGUGGGGUGUGGAGGACUAGGUUGUCCCCUGGCACAGUAUCUAGCUGCAGCAGGAAUCGGGCGUGUGGGUCUUCUGGACUAUGACGAGGUGGAACUGAGUAACCUGCACAGACAGGUGCUCCAUGGAGAAGACAGCCAGGGACAGGCCAAGGCCCAGUCUGCUGCCCAUGCUGUCAGAAGGUUGAACUCCACAGUAGAAUGCAUUCCCUACCACUUCCAGCUGUCUCCAGAAAAUGCUUUACAGCUCAUCCAACAGUACGACAUUGUGGCUGACUGUUCGGACAACGUUCCCACCCGGUAUCUGGUGAAUGAUGCCUGUGUCCUCAGUGGCAAGCCCCUAGUAUCUGCCAGUGCCCUGAGAAUGGAGGGCCAGUUGACAGUGUAUAAUUACCGUGGAGGGCCCUGCUACAGGUGCCUGUACCCAAAGCCUCCACCCCCAGAGAUGGUGACCAACUGCUCUGACGGAGGGAUCUUAGGAGUAGUGCCAGGGAUCAUGGGAUGCUUCCAAGCACUGGAGGUCCUGAAGAUAGCCUCAGGACAGGGCUCUUCCUGUGGCCAACAGCUGUUGAUGUUUGACGCCCAAGAUGCCAAGUUCCGGUCCAUCAGGCUGCGGUCCAAGCAGGCCAGCUGUGCUGUGUGUGGAGAGAACCCCACUGUCACACACCUUGUAGAUUAUGAGAAGUUCUGUGGGUCUGCUGCCACAGAUAAGUGUCGAAGACUAAACCUUCUCUCCAAAGACCAGAGGGUAACAGUGCAGGAGUAUAAAUCUAUAGUGGACAACACAGCUGCUCAUCUCCUGCUAGAUGUUCGCCCUCUAGUGGAGGUAGAUAUAUGUCACCUACCCACCUCCCUCAACAUUCCUCUAUCCAGUUUAGAGGACAGAAAAAGUGAACAUAUCCGAGUGCUGAAGGAGAGAAUUGGCAGAGUGAAAGAGGAGAUGUUGAAUGAAUCCCAGGUCCCAGUAUAUGUGAUCUGUAAGCUGGGUAAUGACUCCCAGAAGGCAGUUCAGGUCUUGGAGAAGAUGUCAGGCUCUGAAGUGGACUUUGUCACUGUUAAAGACAUCUGUGGAGGGCUGAUGGCCUGGGCACAGAAGAUAGACCCCUCUUUCCCACAGUAUUGACUCAACGUCACAGGUUCUGCACUGUGGAUUCAUGACUUUGUUAAUAAACCUUGUUUUUCUACCUUGUUUUAUGUAUGCUGGUUGCAUUGGACAUGGCAAAUAUGACUGACAGAUUAAAUUGCAGUUACAUCUUAAAGGUGAAAAGUGAAAGAAAUAGUCACAUAUCUGCUGUUCAUGUUUUCUGGGCUGUAUUAUAUAUAUAUAUAACCUUGUUCCAGAUUGUAGAAUUUUAAUAACCCCAAUUCAUCGUGAAGGGGAUGCAGGGUAAUAUGUGUGUGUGUUAAUGCAUUAUGAAUUUUUAGCUAUUCGGGAACAUGGAUAAAAGUUAACGAAUGUGUUAUUAUUGAGUUGUUACACAUUUAUACAUUCAUAAUGAGUUUCCAGUUUGGAUAUGACAAUGAGUAGCUGAUGCAUGUCACCAUCCUCUCCAAAACAAUAUUAGAAGCAACACUGCGACAGUGUAAAGAAUAAAGAAUGAUGACAUGUU